This is a messenger RNA of Arachis stenosperma, 901 nucleotides long. RefSeq names its product glyoxylase I 4-like. NCBI's taxonomy places the organism in Eukaryota, Viridiplantae, Streptophyta, Magnoliopsida, Fabales, Fabaceae. The record is from RefSeq and is a predicted model, not a curated record. Bases 118 to 648 code for a protein of 176 amino acids. The transcript is spliced from 3 exons.
CACUUUCAUGCAUUUUUUUUCUCUUCUCUUCUUCAAUUUUUCUUCAAUAAUUCACAAGCUUGUGUUUGGUUUUUGAUUCUUAGGAAUAACAUUAUUAUUCAAUUCUCUUAGAAGAAAAUGAAGGAAAGCAUGGGAAAUCCUUUGCAGCUAAAGUCUCUUAACCACAUCUCAUUAGUGUGCAGAUCAGUGGAACAAUCCAUGGAUUUCUACCAGAAUGUUCUUGGCUUCUUCCCAAUAAGGAGGCCUGGAUCUUUUGAUUUUGAUGGAGCAUGGUUAUUUGGAUUUGGGAUCGGAAUUCAUUUGCUACAAGCAGAGGAUCCUGAGAAAUUACCCAAGAAGAAAGAGAUUAAUCCAAAGGAUAAUCACAUAUCUUUUCAGUGUGAGAGCAUGGAAGCAGUGGAGAAGAAGCUGAAAGAGAUGGACAUAAAUCAUGUGAGAGCAAGAGUUGAAGAAGGAGGAAUCCAAGUGGAUCAGUUAUUCUUCCAUGACCCUGAUGGUUUCAUGGUUGAGAUUUGCAACUGUGAAUGCCUCCCUGUCAUUCCCUUGGUUGGUGAGGUGGCAAGAUCUUGCUCACGUGUCAUCAUGACUCAACCACCACAAAUUCAGAACGUGGUCCCCACAGUUGCCAGCUGGAAAACCCUUAACUGAUAUAAUAAUAUCUUGAUCAUCACUUAUUUUUAUGUGUAUUUAUUAAAAGAUUUAGUAAUUUAUCAUCUGGCUAUGAUAAUUUAAAAAUCUUUUAAGUGAAUACAUUUAAAAUGAGUAAUUAUAGAAAUUUCUAGAAUUCGGACCUGUGGAUUCUUUUGAUGGGGAGAGUUUGAGACGAUGUAAAUUAAUAAACCCUCUUGUCUAGUUUUCAUUACGUUUUAUUAUAUAAUAAUAAUAUCAAUGAUUAAACAAA